UCUCCUGGAGACGCCGGGUGGGCUGCGCGGCCUGCUGGAAAGGGGCGGCAGCUGGCGGCGCUGGGGUUGGGCGCGGCGGCAUCAUGGAGCACAUCCGUACCACGAAGCAACAGCUCAGUUGUAUUGCAGAAGAUCAUUGAUCUUUCCCUGAAAUAUGAUGUUGAACAGGUGAAAUUGCUAGACAGAUUCAGUACAAGCAGCAAGUCACAAACUGGAACACUUUACCUUACAGCCACUCAUCUCUUAUUUAUAGAUGCCAACCAGAAAGAAACAUGGAUACUGCACCACCACAUUGCUGCCGUGGAGAAACUUGCCUUGACAACAUCAGGGUGCCCUCUGGUGAUCCAGUGCAAAAACUUCAGGAUAGUUCAUUUCAUUGUUCCCAGGGAGAGAGACUGCCAUGAUAUUUAUAAUUCCUUGCUUCAGCUGUCUAGACCAGCAAGAUACGAUGAACUUUAUGCCUUCUCAUACAAUCCAAAGCAAAGCGAGGCGGUGCGAGCUCGAGGCUGGCAGCUUAUUGAUCUUGCAGAAGAGUACAAUCGGAUGGGUGUGCCCAACUCUAACUGGCAAUUGUCAGAUGCAAACCGUGAUUAUAAGAUCUGUGAAACUUAUCCCAGAGAACUUUAUGUUCCUAGGAGUGCAAGCAAGCCCAUAAUUGUUGGCAGUUCUAAGUUCCGAAGCAAAGGAAGGUUCCCUGUGUUGUCAUAUUACCAUAAAGAUAAUGAGGCCGCCAUUUGCAGAUGUAGUCAACCUCUUUCUGGGUUCAGUGCCAGAUGCUUGGAGGAUGAGCACAUGUUGCAAGCAAUCAGCAAAGCCAAUCGUUCUAAUUGUUAUAUGUAUGUUGUGGACACCAGACCUAAGCUGAAUGCAAUAGCAAACAGAGCAGCAGGUAAAGGUUAUGAAAAUGAAGACAACUAUUCUAAUAUUAGAUUCCAGUUCGUUGGUAUUGAAAACAUCCAUGUAAUGAGAUCCAGCCUGCAGAAACUUUUGGAAGUCUGUGGUACGAGAGGGCUUUCUGUCAACGACUUUCUAUCUGGUUUGGAGAGCUCUGGGUGGCUGCGUCACAUCAAAGCUGUUUUGGAGGCCGCUAUCUUCUUAGCCAAAGCAAUAGCUUUUGAAAGCGCAAGCGUGCUUGUACAUUGUUCUGACGGCUGGGACCGGACAUCUCAGGUGUGUUCCCUGGGUUCUCUAUUGCUGGAUCCCUUUUAUAGAACAAUUAAAGGAUUCAUGGUUUUGGUAGAAAAAGAUUGGAUUGCUUUUGGACACAAGUUUUCAGACAGAUGCGGCCAAUUGGACGGAGACCCAAAGGAAAUCUCACCAGUGUUCGCCCAAUUUUUAGAAAGUGUCUGGCAUCUGACAGAGCAAUUUCCGCAAGCUUUUGAGUACAAUGAGGCUUUUCUCCUCCAGAUCCAUGAGCACGUCCAUUCCUGCCAAUUUGGAAACUUCAUUGGAAACUGCCAAAAAGAGCGAGAGGAACUCAAGUUGAAAGAGAAGACUUAUUCCCUUUGGCCUUUCCUCCUGGAUGAACAAAAGAAAUAUCGAAACCCCAUCUACAGUGAGCUUUUUUCUCAGUCCUUUCCAGUUCUGGAGCCUGACACAGUGUCCUUUAACUUUAAGUUUUGGAGGAACAUGUAUCAUCAGUUUGAUCAUACAAUGCAUCCCAGGCAGUCUUUACUCAGCUAUGUCAUGAACAUGAGUGAACAAAAUAAGCUACUAGAGAAAGACAUUAAGGAAUUGGAGUUGAAAUUGGGGCAUCAUGUAAACAAGGAGACAGAUGCAUCCUUUACCAAGGAACCUUUGCAGUCAGUUCGUUCCUUGUCGCCGGUGCAUAGAACAUCCCCGUGCUACAAGAAAGAGCAGCCUUUGCUGCUUGCAACUGACUGCCUCCGGACGAUAGAGGGCUCCAACGCAGCAGACAACCGGUACAGCGAGUAUAUGGAAGAGCUCUCCAAAGCGGAGCCUGGCGUUGUCAGCUUGGAGUAUGGGGUGGCCAGGAUGACUUGUUAGGUGUCCCCUGGAGCACUGCUGUCUCGUCCUUUCUGAAAAGAUUUGCUCACGACCAGGCCUUGUGAGAGGGAUCUCUUGGUGCAUGACCAAAAACGAACUUGUGUAAUCAGAGAGACUCGUCAACAUAGAGUUAGAGUAGCACACUAGUUGUUCAAGCAAUGUUUGCUCUUUUUUUUUUUUUGAGGUGUAAUUGAAUAUAGCCAUCUUGAAGGAAACAUGGAGAACUGACUGAGGAAUGAAAGUGGUAUGUCUUCGCAGUAUAAUAAAUUUAUAGAUUGCACUGGAUAAUUCAGAAUGUUAUUACUUAAUAUGUCCAUUGCCAAAUUGUUAAUGAUUUUUUGUAAUUCUCCUUCUAAGAAUCAACAAACUACUACUGGGACAGCUGAAAGUAUAUAUAUAAAUAGGGUAAAGUGUGUGUGUACUCUUACUUAAUCUGUUAUUAAUUUUUGUUGUCUUAGAUGCCAUGAAAAGUACUGUAUACCAAACUAGAAAGAGCGUUAAUUUUGUGUGUGUGUGUGUGUGUGUGCGCGUGCGCGAGAGAGAGAGAGAGAGAGGUGCUGAGGCACUCAGCAAAUUCCAUCUAUAGAUAUGUUCAUUGACGGCAGUAACUAUCAAAUUCCACUCCAUUUCUUUAAAAGUCUUUUUACAAAUUCUUGGUUUCCAAGAUAGUUAAUGGUCUGAAAUUGUAUCCUUGAAUCUCGUAUUCUUCUGCGCAAUUCUGAGUAUGACAAAGUGAAAGCUAAUUUAGGGUGAGACUUGUAAUUUUCGUGUCCGUGAGAAUGAUUAAAGUAUUUUGAACAAGGG
This is a messenger RNA of Eublepharis macularius, 2811 nucleotides long. It is a transcript of the gene MTMR6, whose product is annotated as myotubularin related protein 6. Gene Ontology annotation, cellular component: nuclear envelope. The transcript has 15 exons. The coding region runs from base 544 to 2007 and encodes 487 amino acids. The record is from RefSeq and is a predicted model, not a curated record. Lineage: Eukaryota; Metazoa; Chordata; Lepidosauria; Squamata; Eublepharidae. Gene Ontology annotation, biological process: dephosphorylation. Gene Ontology annotation, molecular function: phosphatidylinositol-3,5-bisphosphate phosphatase activity.